AACGUUGUACGCUUCCUUCCUCUCCGAGUCGGCCGGGUUAUAUUUCGAUACCUUGUCUACAUCCGUCCUUUCCUUACAACGCUUGGUAAAGAGCCGGUCUCCAGCCAGAGAUCGUUAUCAGGGCAUAUUGUCUCGCUGCCCCUACUCUUCAGCUCGGGAGUAGACAGAUCAAAACCUUGGGACGCGUCAAAGCUCGCGGCUAUCUUUAAGAAGGCGACAUCCGUCUGCUGGGAUACCUGUGUUAAUCCUCAGAUAUACCGACAAAUCGCUAUUGGUAUUACCGAGAAGCACGUCAUCGAGAUUGCUAUGCCAUUCAACCGGUAUGACGACCUUGGCCCGAAUGCGAGCAUCAAUGCCGUCUUUGCCGGGCAGAGCAGCCAUCGCCCUAUUCAGCGCGCAACUACAUACGGACUCGACGGAGCUUUCCCUUCGCAACUUCAGCCAGCCCUUAUCCGCAUCUAUGAGUGGGCGUCCUUUCGCUGGCACGAGUUCUUACAUCAACCGAGUCGACGAAUGCUCCCAAACACCCGCUCGUCGUACGACGAGCUACGACCGCUUGUUAGUAAGCAGCAGGACUUCCCUCAGCUGGAGGGUUUGCAAGACCAAGACCUAGGAACAAACGAAGACAAUAUUGAGACUGAAGCGACAGUACGAGCGAUGAUCCGUCCACCAACCCGUCCACCAAUUCAACCGGUUGAUAAACUGGUUUAUAUCGACACGACCCGCAACGUUACUAUCUGUCUCCUCUGCCGGCUGGGAAUUAAACCAGGUAACGGUACUGUUGUACAUUUCCGGGGCAGACACAGUAUGAAGGGAGAUGAGCUACAGGACAUUCGCAGAAUUUGUUUCCAACCUACGCUUGUCGAUCCGUUUAGCAUUCCGGUCCCGGACGACAAUACUUCACCAUUGGGCUAUUUACCGAUCUUGAGAGGGUUUAACUGUACAGGUUGCCGCUUCCUAACAAUUUCCAAUAAGAACAUACGUAAGCACUGGAGAGCGACGCAUUGGAAGGGGAUACAGUUUGACGUGGUACCCGACGAUAUAUAUAGCACUGUACAGUUACAGAGCUUCGGGGUACACUCGCGUGCUCAGUACUGGAUAGUUAAGAGCGAUAUUGAGGGAGAAGAUACUCUAGAGUAAGAGUAGUUUAGAAGGAUAGUAGAGAUAGUAGAAUCAAAGUUUCAUUACGCUA
Messenger RNA from Microdochium trichocladiopsis, 1192 nucleotides. RefSeq lists its product as uncharacterized. NCBI's taxonomy places the organism in Eukaryota, Fungi, Ascomycota, Sordariomycetes, Xylariales, Microdochiaceae. The transcript has a single exon. The annotation marks the transcript as partial. The record is from RefSeq and is a predicted model, not a curated record.